Molecule: messenger RNA, 972 nt
Organism: Echinococcus granulosus
Lineage: Eukaryota; Metazoa; Platyhelminthes; Cestoda; Cyclophyllidea; Taeniidae
Product: Alcohol dehydrogenase [NADP+] B
Exons: 9
Coding region: 1-972 (323 amino acids)
Cellular component (GO): cytosol
Molecular function (GO): aldose reductase (NADPH) activity
Source: RefSeq, a predicted model, not a curated record
AUGUACACUCUGCAAAUACCACGGUGUUUGCCUACACUUACGAUUGGCGUCAUGCCUGUCUUUGCGCCUCUUUUGGACCUUUCCAAUGGGCGUAAAAUCCCUUCUAUCGGACUUGGCACUUUCAAGACCACUGAUCGUGGAUUGGUGCAGCAAGCAAUAUCCGCUGCUCUCGACGCCGGUUACCGACACAUUGACACAGCCUUCAUCUAUUCUAAUGAGGCCCAAAUAGGCGCCACAUUAAAGUCGAAAAUGUCGGAGAGUGGGAUUGCUAGGGAGGACAUCUUCAUCACCACAAAGCUUUGGGGCACAGAACAUCAUCCACAGGAUGUGAGACCAGCAUGUGAGGCAAGUCUACGCAGAUUGCAACUGGAUUAUGUGGAUCUCUAUCUUUUACAUUGGCCUGUGCAUUUGCCGCGCGAAUGUGAACCGCGUGGGCCAUUUACCCUGGAAGACACAUGGAAGGCCAUGGAGACUUUGGUGGACGCCGGUUUGGUGCGCAGCCUCGGUUUGUCCAACUGCAACCGCGCGCAGAUUGAUCGCAUUCUUGCAGUUGCGCGAAUUAAGCCGACUGUGUUGCAGAUUGAAGCGUCGGUGGGUUUCCUCAACGAGAAACUCAUCGAAUACGCACACUCUGUGGGCCUAGUGGUCACUGGGUAUGCGCCCUUCGGAUCCCCGGGCACCUCACCCGAGUUCCCGAAUCCCUUGGAGAUCCCAUGCGUGGUUGAAAUGGCUAAACGUCACGGCAAAACACCCGCCCAGAUUCUUAUCCGCCACGGCAUUCAACGUGAUCUCGUGGUCAUCCCCAAGAGUGUCACGCCCCAGCGUAUUCACGAGAACAUCGACGUCUUCAAUUUUGAGCUCUCUGCAGACGAGAUGUCAACGCUGAAUACUGCGGAGCCAAAACAGUGUCGACGAUUUUCUCUGAAGUCGUGGACAAAUAUGCCGGAAUAUCCCUUCCACGACGAAUUUUGA